GGGCCAGGGGCGGGACCCAAGGCUGCGGGGGCGGCGGCGGGGCUGGCCUCGCUUCCUGUCGCCGCCGGCACCGAGCCCGGGGGGCGCCACCAUGCGAGGGUCCCCGGCUGUCCCCUCUCCUCGGCUGGCGCUGCUGCUGCUGCCCGUACUCCCGCUCCUCCUGUGGCUUCCCGAGACCCGUCCUGGGGAGGAGUGGCGGGGGGCGCGCGGGCGUGUGUGUGCUCGUGCAGGGUGGCGCUGGGGCUCCGCCGCCGCCGCCGCCGCCGCCGCGCCCCCUCCCCCACCCACGCCCCCCGCCUUCAGCCUGGGGACCCCCGAGGGCAGUGCGGGAACACUGCAGUGCCAUGGAGUGGCACCCCUGGGGGACCUGAACUGCUCCUGGGAGCCGCGUGGGGACCGAGCCACCCCGUUCCUGCUGCACCUGCAGAGCCACUACCACCCCAGCAGGACGUACACCGUGGCGGUGGCUGCCGGGCAGCACUGGGUGACGGUGCCUCGGGAAGAGCUCACCGCCUCGGACAAACUCCGUGUCUGGGGGUCCGGGGCGGGCCGGCCGCUGGGGCCUCCGAUCUCCGUGAACCUGGACACCCGAGUGAAACCGAAUGUGCCACAGCUGUGGCCAGACGUGGACUUCUCAGAGGGCGAACCCCUGGACGCCACGGUGCACUGGGCAGCACCUACGUGGCCGUCCCAUAAAGUCCUCAUCUGCCAGUUCCGCUACCAGAAAUGCCUGGAGCAGGACUGGGUCCUGCUGGAACCAGAACUGGAAACCAUCCCACUGAGUCCCCUGGAAAUCCAGGACCUGGAGCUGGCCACCAGCUACCGGGUGUCCGGCCGCUGCCGCACGCAGGACGAGGAGGACUUGUGGGGCGAGUGGAGCCCCAGUCUCUCCUUCCAGACGCUGCCCUCGGGUGGGACCUCUGGGCUUGACCCACACAUCCCCUGUGCCCAGGAGUCUGUCUCUCUCAUUCAUUCCACCACCACGACCACCACCACUUUGUUUCUCUUCUUCCUAGCUCCAAAAGACGUGUGGGUGUCUGGGAACCUCUGCGGGACGCCUGGCGCACAGGACCCCCUGCUUCUGUGGACGCCCCCAGGGUCCUGCCUGCCAGUGAGCUACAGAGUGUGGUUUCCAGAGCAGGAGCCGCCUGGGGAAGGGGUCGCCUGCUGCAGCGUGCGCAUCCCCGCGGGUGCCCAGUGGGCUGCUGUGUCCGCCGUGAACGCCACGAGCUGGAAGCCGCUCACCAACCUCUCCUUGGCCUGCUUGGACUCUGCCCCCCGCGGCGUGGUGGUCAGCAGUGCGGGGAGCGGGGAACUGCGAGUGAGCUGGCGACCGCCGGGAUCCGGGGAGCCACAGGAGUACGUGGUGGACUGGGCCAGAGAUGGAGAGCCCCUGGAGAAGCUGACCUGGGCGCGGCUUCCUCCCAGGAGGCUCAGUGCCCUGUUAGCAGGGAACUUCACAGAAGGGGUCCCCUAUCGGAUCACGGUGACCGCAGUCUCGCCUGGGGGCGUGGCCCCUGCUCCGCCGGUGUGGGGGUUCACCCAGGAGCUAGCACCUGUCAUAGGGCCGGCGCUUUGGCGACUCCGGGAUGACCCCCCGGGGACCCCCGCCGUAGCUUGGGCGGUGGUCCCCAGGCACCAGCUCCGAGGCCAUCUCACUCACUACACCGUGUGUGCCCGGAGUGGAGGCCGACCCUCGGUCUGUGUGAACGUGAAUGGCAGCAUCUGGAACAUCACCCUGCCCGACCUUCCCCGGGGUCCCUGCGAGCUGUGGGUGACUGCGUCCACCACGGCGGGGCAGGGUCCACCUGGUCCCAGCCUGUGGCUUCACCUGCCAGAUAACAGCCUGGGGUGGAAAGUGCUGCCCGGUGUCCUGUCCCUUUGGGGCUUGUUCUUCGUGGGCUGUGGCCUGGCCCUCACCUUGUCGGGCAGGUGCCUCCACCUGCGAUACAAAGUGCUGCCCCGCUGGCUGUGGGAGAAGGUUCCAGACCCUGCCAACAGUCAGUCCGGCCAGCCCCCCACAGAGGAGGUGCCUCCGGUGCAGCCCCCUGGGGACUUGGCCAUCCUGGAAGUGGAGGAGAUGCAGCCGCCGCCGGCCCCUGAGCCCCCCCAAGCCGCUGCGGCCCCCCUGGACUGUGGGUAUGAGAGGCACUUCCUGCCCACUCCUGAGGAGCUGGGCCUGCUGAGCGUCCCCCACCCUGGGGCCCUAGAUGCCCCGGGCUGCAGGGACCUGCAGUGAACACACUGUGGCUCAGAGAAGGUGAGUUACUUGCCUGAGGACACACAGCCAGGAGGAGCUGGGACCAACGGGUCCCAACGUGACAGUGCCUGGGAUGCUGGGGGAAAAUAUGUAAGGGUGGGUGAAGGAGACACAGGCAAAUGGAUGGAGUCCAGAAUGGCAGCUGCCUCCCCAAAUCCACCAUCUCUCUGCGUCUGGACUCAGGCCCCGCCUCCCUUGCUGCUGGGUGCACCACAGCCGGAGUUCCCAACAACUGUGGGUCAGGGGCAGAAGCCAUACGGUCAGUCUCGAGGGGCAGGGUGGGGGCUCUGCCAUGUGCUCUGCCCUCUUGCGGGAGCUGGGACACACACAUGCCCAUGACCUAGCCUUGGCCUUACCCAAGGGGAGGGUGGGGCGAAAAACAGAAAGGAACCUAGAUCCCAGAGUGAUGGCAGGGGUCAGAGCCUGGAUCCCCCAGAGACUGCCCGGGUCAGAGCCUGGAUCCCCCAGAGACCUCUUGGGUCAGAGCCUGGAUCCCCCAGAGACCACCCGGGUCAGAGCCCAGAUCCCCCAGAGACUGAAUGUGUCAGCCUGAAUCCCCCAGAGACUGUGUGGGUUGGAGCCUGGAUCCCCCAGAGACUGCCCAGGUCAGAGCCUGGAUCCCCCAGAGACCACCAGGUCAGAGCAUGGAUCCCCCAGAGACCACCCGGGUCAGAGCCUGGAUCCCUCAGAGACCUCCUGAGCCAGAGCCUGGAUGCCCCAGAGACCACCUGGGUCAGCUCCUGGAUCCCUCAGAAACCACCCGGGUCAGAGCCUGAAUCCCCCAGAGACCUGGGUCAGAGCCUGGAUCCCCCAGAGACCACCCGGGUCAGAGCCUGGAUCCCCCAGAGACUGAAUGUGUCAGCCUGGAUCCCCCAGAGACCACCUGGGUCAGAGCCCGGAUCCCCCAGAGACUGAAUGUGUCAGCCUGGAUCCCCCAGAGACCACCUGGGUCAGCUCCUGGAUCCCCCAGAGACCACCCAGGUCAGAGCCUGGAUCCCCCAGAGACCACCUGGGUCAGAGCCCGGAUCCCCCAGAGACCACCCAGGUCAGAGCCUGGAUCCCCCAAAGACCACCCGGGUCAGAGCCUGAAUCCCCCAGAGACUGUGUGGGUUAGAGCCUGCAUCCCCCAGAGACCACCCAGGUCAGAGCCUGGAUCCCCCAGAGACCACCUGGGUCAGAGCCCGGAUCCCCCAGAGACCACCCAGGUCAGAGCCUGGAUCCCCCAGAGACCACCUGGAUCAGAACCUGGAUCCCCCAGUCACUGCCCAGGUCACAGCCUGGCUCUGAGUGAUCAUGUGGGUCAAGCCAAGGAAAUAAACGUCUAUAUUUUUAUA
Oryctolagus cuniculus (rabbit) is the source of this 3594-nucleotide messenger RNA. RefSeq names its product interleukin 27 receptor subunit alpha (gene IL27RA). The record is from RefSeq and is a predicted model, not a curated record. Gene Ontology annotation, molecular function: protein binding; interleukin-27 receptor activity. NCBI's taxonomy places the organism in Eukaryota, Metazoa, Chordata, Mammalia, Lagomorpha, Leporidae.